CCAGACUCGGCUGGGGGAAGGGGAGCAGCGGUGGCGCAAGCCGCGCGGAGCAGCGCAGCCCGGGUUCGCUCCUUGCUUAGCCGCCGGCUCCCUACCCGACCAGCCUAGCCGGCGCCCCAGCACUCCCGGAACACCUCAGAGCGGACGGAAGGGAACUUAGCGACGGAGUGACGGAGAUCUAGCUUCCUGCGGUGGGGUCGCCGCCACCGCCGCCGCUGCUUUGAACCAGCGCCUCGACCUCGGCCUGAGGAAACUCUCUUCCAAGGAAAAAUGAAGAAGAAAACUGUGUAUACACUAAAUGUGGGAGAUCAGGAGUAUGAAGAUAUGGAAGGUGAAGAAAACAAUACUGCUACCAUUGGUCUGUUGUACAGUGAAGCAGAUAGAUGUCCAAUUUGUCUUAAUUGCCUAUUAGAGAAGGAAGUUGGUUUUCCAGAAAGUUGUAAUCAUGUCUUCUGUGUGACCUGUAUUCUCAAAUGGGCAGAGACACUGGCUUCAUGUCCUAUUGACCGAAAACCUUUUCAGGCAGUGUUUAAAUUCAGUGCAGUGGAAGGAUGUGUUAAGAUUCAAGUAAAAAGACAACUGAGAGAAACAAAAGACAAGAAAAUUGAAAGCUCUCUUAAGAAACAGCUGUCCUGUCAUGAAAGUUCUGAAAGCUCUAUAAGAAAAAAAAACAUCAUAAGGGAAGAUGUAUUAAGUGCAAGAUUUUAUGACUUGAAGAUGAUACAUAGAAUCUCUUCAUACAAUAAAAUGGGAAGAAAGAAAAAUGCAGCAAUAAAGAUAAAUAAGCCUCAAAGAUCAAACCAGUGUGCAAGUCAUUGCUUCAGAAAUUUUUUCUCCAAUAUAUUUUCUUCUAUUAGUCACACUGGAGAAUCUUCUUUUACCUAUAGAGCUUACUGUACAGAAUUUAUAGAAGUCACUGAAAUCAGUGCAUUGAUUAGGCAGAAGAGACAGGAACUGGACUUGUCAUGGUUUCCUGAUACAUUGCCUGGAAUUGGAAGAAUUGGUUUUAUACCUUGGGAUAUUGAAACAGAAGUUCUUCCUCUCAUAUCUUCUGUGUUGCCAAGAACUAUUUUUCCAACAAGUACCAUAUCUUUAGAAAAUUUUGGUACUUUUUGCAAGGGAUACACAUUAACACAUACCCAGGAAGGGGAAGAAAAGAAGCAGACUUCUGGUACAUCAAAUACUAGAGGAUCAAGACGAAAACCUGCAACAGCAACUCCUACAAGGAGAUCUACACGUAAUACAAGAGCUGAGACUGUCAAUCAGUCUCAGAGAUCCCCAGUAUCAAGUAAUUCUGGGUGUGAUACCCCAGGUAACAGUAAGCCUUCUGUAAGUGUUUCCUCUCCAGCUGAGUCAGAAAAGCAAAGACAAGCUCCAAAACGGAAGCCUAUAAGAAGAGGAAGAAAACCACCUAUACUGAAAAAGAAACUCCGGAGUUCUAUACCUCCCCCUGAAAAAUCAUCUUCUAGUGAUUCAGUAGAGGAAGAAACAGCAGAAUCUGACACACCACCUGUGUUAGAGAAAGAGCAACAAUCAGAUGUAGAAAGUAGUAACAUUUGUUCUGUGCAGACAGAUAUAGAAAAUCAGUCUGCUAAUGGUUUGAAAAGCUGCAGUGAACAAAUAGAGGAAAGUGAGGAACAUAGCAAGCAUCAUGAUGUAGAGCAAAAAGAACCAUAUUCUGAAUCUACUCAAGAUCUUCCUGUGCUAGUUGGAGAGAAAGAAGAAAAUAAACUUGAGAGUACAAAUACAGAAGCCAAGGUUUUGUGUUUAGAAAGUGAGCUUUCUAAAGACAUUUUUGAAAAAGGAAGUGAUCCUUUGGAAAAUCAAGAUCAGAUAUCUGAAUCUUCAGAAUCAGAGGUAAAGGUAGUUGUAUGUUCAGAUCAUCCUCUAAGUGAUUUUCUUAAAUGUUCAAGAUCUGAAAUUGAAAUACACCAACCUGUCUCUAGUCCCCUAGGUGACAAGUCUGAGAAUGCAGAGUCAGUGGUUAAUAAAGAUAUAGUAGAAGGUUCUGUAGAAGGAAUUAUUGAUCAUGAUUCUUCAGUAAAAACAGAAGAGAUUGUAGAGAGCCCCAAGUUAGAAUCUUCAGAUGGUGAAAUCAUACAAACAGCAGACGUGAAAUCUUUUGAGAGUGCAGAGGUUCAGUUACUUACACAUGUUGACAAUGAAGAUGCAGUAAUAGCUGCAACAUGUGAUACUGCACAAAAUGAAAAGUUGGAUAACAUUCAAGACUCUGAAAACAAUUUAUUAAAAAAUGACAUUAAUACCAAAUUGGACAAAUCUUUAGAAGAACAUACUGAAUCUGUGGUUGAACUUCCCAGAUCUCUAGAGUUGCCCAACACAGACAUAGAGCAGAUACAGAAACAUUUCAGUGAGGAUGAUAAUGAAAUGAUACCCAUGGAGUGUGAUUCAUUUUGCAGUGACCAAAAUGAAUCUGAAAUUGAAUCAUCUGUAAAUGCUGAUACUAAAAAAUUAAAUGAAAAUUCUGUGGCACACAGUUCUGAAAAUAUACCAUCUUCUGAUUCUGUAAAUGAAAAGGUUGAAACUAUGUCUCAGCUAUCUGAAAGCCCAAUAGAUAUAACAGAUAAAGUCAAAAAACCUCGUACUCGGAGAUCAAGAUUUCAUUCUCCAUCUACAACGUGGUCUCCCAACAAAGACCCUACACAAGAAAAGAAGCGGUCUCAGUCUCCAUCUCCCAAAAGAGAUACCAGAAAAGAAAGCAGGAAGUCUCGAUCACCAUCUCCUAAGAAAGAAUCUGCUAGAGGACGGAAAAAAUCUCGUUCUCAGUCCCCCAAAAAGGAUAUGACAAGAGAAAGGAGGCAUUCUCAGUCUCCAAAAAGAGAGAGUGCCAGGGAAGGCAGAAGAUCUGAAUCAUUGUCCCCCAAAAGAGAUAUUUCUAGAGAGAACCAAAGAUCACAGUCAAGAGUGAAAGAUUCCUCCUCAAGAGAAAAAUCGAGGUCCCAGAGCAGAGAAAGAGAAAAUGAUGGGCAGAGGAGAGAACGUGAUAGAGAAAGGAGAACUAGACGGUGGUCCAGGUCCAGAUCUCGUUCUAGGUCACCAUUACGGUCUAGAACAAAAAGUAAAAGUUCAUCGUUUAGUAGAAAUGAAAGAGAUAACUACUCUCCCCGGUGGAAGGAAAGAUGGACAAAUGAUGGUUGGAGAUGUCCACGAGGAAAUGAUAGGUAUAGAAGGAAUGACCCAGAGAAGCAAAAUGAAAAUACUAGAAAAGAAAAAAAUGACAUCAAUUCAGAUGUUGAUGAUCCCAAUUCUGACAAACAUAGAAAUGACUGUCCCAGUUGGGUAACUGAAAAAAUUAAUUCUGGGCCUGAUCCAAGGACCAGAAAUUCAGAAAAGUUGAAAGAUUCCCACUGGGAAGAAAAUAGAAAUGAAAAUUCAGGGAAUUCUUGGAACAAAAACUUUGGUUCAGGUUGGAUGUCAAACCGUGGUAGAGGUAACCGUGGCAGAGGCACUUACAGAGGUAGUUUUGCCUACACAGAUCAGAAUGAAAAUAGGUGGCAAAACCGAAAACCCCUCUCAGGGAACUCAAAUAGUUCAGGGAAUGAUUCUUUCAAGUAUAUGGAACAGCCACCCUAUAAGCGAAAAAGUGAGCAAGAGUUCUCAUUUGAUACACCAGCAGAUAGAUCAGGAUGGACAUCUGCAUCUAGUUGGGCUGUGAGAAAGACUUUGCCAGCAGAUGUACAAAACUAUUAUUCACGACGAGGGAGGAAUUCUUCAGGUCCACAGUCUGGAUGGAUGAGACAAGAAGAGGAAACAACUGAACAGGAUUCUAACCUAAAAGACCAAACAAACCAACAAGUUGAUGGUUCUCAGCUACCUAUAAAUAUGAUGCAACCACAAAUGAACGUAAUUCAGCAACAAAUGAAUGCACACCAGCCUAUGAAUAUCUUCCCAUAUCCAAUGGGUGUUCAUGCCCCUUUGAUGAACAUCCAACGCAAUCCAUUUAACAUUCAUCCUCAGCUACCCUUGCAUCUCCACACAGGAGUGCCUCUCAUGCAGGUAGCUGCUCCUACCAGUGUAACUCAGGGACUGCCACCACCACCACCCCCUCCCCCGCCAUCCCAACAAGUCAGCUACCUUGCUUCACAGCCAGAUGGAAAGCAGUUGCAGGGUAUUCCUAGUGCUUCUCAUGUAGGUAAUAACAUGAGUACACCAGUCUUACCUGCUCCGACAGCAGCCCCAGGAAAUAUGGAAACAGUUCAGGGACCAAGUUCUGGUAAUACUUCGUCAUCAAGUCACAGCAAAACCUCUAAUGCUGCUGUAAAAUUGGCAGAAAGCAAAGUAAGUGUUACAGUGGAAGCCAGCGCAGAUAGCUCGAAGACAGACAAGAAAUUGCAAAUUCAAGAAAAAGCAGCACAGGAGGUAAAAUUGGCCAUUAAGCCAUUUUAUCAAAAUAAAGAUAUCACCAAGGAAGAAUAUAAAGAGAUUGUACGGAAAGCAGUAGAUAAAGUUUGUCAUAGUAAGAGUGGAGAAGUAAAUUCUACCAAGGUGGCAAAUCUGGUUAAAGCCUAUGUAGACAAAUACAAAUAUUCACGGAAGGGGAGCCAAAAGAAAACUCUGGAGGAACCUGUGUCUGCUGAAAAAAACAUAGGCUGAAAUGGGGAGCUCUAUAAAGGACAUUGUCAAGAUAUCUGCAAAGUGCAAUUUCAACAUGUACCAUUAACUGAAAAUCAUACAUAACUGUGACUGAAAUUUGGUUUUGAUAAAAUUAUUUUUUUUAAUGUAGGAUAUAAUGUUUUGUUCUAAAUAAAUAUAGUUCUGCACUGCAACUUCUAUAUCCAACCCCUCACCCUCAAAUAAAGCAAAUUCAUGGGAGAGAAAGGGUUUAAAGGAAUUGUGCAUUUUUACUAGGACUGUGUUAUAGUGUGGAUACUGGAAGAUGUACAGCUUUUUGAUUAGAAUAAUGGAGUGCAUAGAUUAGAAACUUCUAAGUGCACUGGUUUUGGAAGAUAUAUAUAUAUAAUACAUUUAUUCUGUCAGACUAAAAAAUAAAGUAUGAUCUUUAUGACUUUCCCCCUUAAUUAUAGAAAGUUAAAUAAUGUAUCACCAUGAAAAAUAUUUCUAAUAUUAAACAGAACAUACCAAUUGCAGGGUUCCGAAUGUGUAUUUUUAAAGCACAUAUCUGAAUAAAUUGCUUAGAUAGAAAACAAAUUAUCACAUAAGUAAAAUUUAGUGUUCAAAACUUUGAGACACUCUUUAUCUGUUGUAUCGCCAAAUAAAGGUUAUGCUGCUUGUU
This is a messenger RNA of Sciurus carolinensis (gray squirrel), 5251 nucleotides long. RefSeq names its product SR-related CTD associated factor 11 (gene Scaf11). The record is from RefSeq and is a predicted model, not a curated record. Gene Ontology annotation, molecular function: RNA binding. The transcript has 15 exons. Bases 271 to 4611 code for a protein of 1446 amino acids. NCBI's taxonomy places the organism in Eukaryota, Metazoa, Chordata, Mammalia, Rodentia, Sciuridae. Gene Ontology annotation, biological process: spliceosomal complex assembly.